CUUGUAAUGGAAAGAUACAAAAUAAGUCCUGCGCAAAUAUACUCCAUAACUUGUGAUAAUGCAAGAAACAUGGUGAAAGUGGUUGACUUAUUCAAUGAAAAUUCUGAAAAUAAUGAUGAACCAGUUGAUGAUACUGAUGAAGAAAAUAUUUCAACAUGGAAGACAAUGAUGAUGUUUUGUCACAAAAUAUUCAAGAUAUGAUAGGUACAUCAGAUAUUGAGAUGGGACCAUUAACCACAUGUAUGAGAUAUGCAGUUCACACAUUUCAGCUUGCCAUUUAUGAUUCUAUGAAAGACCAUUCUAUUCAAGGCAUUUUGUCUAAAGCUCGUAAAGCGGUGAAAAUUUUAAGAACACAAACAUACGCAGCCUGGUUGAAAAGGGAAGGAUUAAAGCAGGCAAUUUUGGACAUUGAAACUUGGUGGAAUAGUACAUUCAAUAUGUUGUACAGACUUAUAGAACUCAAACAAUUUUGUGUGACUAAUGAACAAAUAAUCUUAUCUUCUAAUGAUUGGAAUUUGGUUGGAAGGAUAGUUACAGCUUUAGAGCCAACUAAAAUUGCCACAGUCCAAAUGCAAUCAAACUCGUUAACUCCUGGUGAUGUACAUGGUAUUUGGUUAAAGACUUAA
This is a messenger RNA of Myzus persicae (green peach aphid), 626 nucleotides long. RefSeq lists its product as uncharacterized. The transcript is spliced from 4 exons. The coding region runs from base 156 to 626 and encodes 156 amino acids. NCBI's taxonomy places the organism in Eukaryota, Metazoa, Arthropoda, Insecta, Hemiptera, Aphididae. The record is from RefSeq and is a predicted model, not a curated record.